Molecule: messenger RNA, 852 nt
Organism: Helianthus annuus (common sunflower)
Lineage: Eukaryota; Viridiplantae; Streptophyta; Magnoliopsida; Asterales; Asteraceae
Exons: 5
Coding region: 1-852 (283 amino acids)
Source: RefSeq, a predicted model, not a curated record
AUGUACAAUGUUGAAGGCACAAUAAUUGGUGUUGAUUUGGAGGAGGAUUGGAAGUACGUUCGGUGUACCAUAUGUCGUAAGAAGACGACUUUUUCAGAUGCACGCUACCUUUGUUUGAAAUGCAAUAGAUAUGUCGUCAAUCCCCGUCAUUCGUAUAAACUGGCUGUUCAAUUAUGGAACCAAGAAAAAGAGAUUACAUGUGUUCUCUUUGACGAUGCUGCAAAUCUUCUUCUCGGACUUACGGCUGAACAAUUGAUUAUAAAGACCUUAUCAGAGGGUGCUAAUGAUCCGUAUUGGAUAUAUGAAUUUCUGAUGGACGCUUUAUGUGCUCGGCAUGUGAUUUUUAGGAUAAGAGUUGAUGAUUACAAUUUGGCACCUACUUACAGUCCACGCUUCACCGUAUCAAAAUACUUGGGUGACGAUAUUAAUAAUCUUGCUACCACUUUACUUCCUUCAACAUGUCCUUCUGCUGAUGUUCUCCAUGACGAAGCUAGCGAGUUUUUAUGUCGGAUCAAUGAUGAUGAAUGGGACAUGAUACACGAGUCAUUAUGGGGACCACGUAUUUUGCCGACAGAAUCUAAAACGUCGUUGUCAUCGGCGAUUGUUGAUACGGAACAUGAGGUUGAUUAUGCUAAUUCUCAGUUUGCCCCAACAAAUGAUCCCAAAAAUACGCCAAAUUUGUCAGAUGCGGACCAGACGACAACUCAACAAGAAGAAAAUACGUCAUCGGUGGUUGAUAACGUGGAACAUGAGGUCGACACUGGCAAUUCUAAAUGUUCCCGGGUAGAUGAUGCUAGAUGUACACCAACUUCAUCAGAUGUCCACAAUGCAACAAGUCAAGAAGAAUGGUAG